This is a messenger RNA of Striga hermonthica, 1920 nucleotides long. The record is from the annotation of a GenBank genome assembly. NCBI's taxonomy places the organism in Eukaryota, Viridiplantae, Streptophyta, Magnoliopsida, Lamiales, Orobanchaceae.
AUGUUAAGAGAAGAAGAAAAAGACCAGGCAUCGUCACCUGGCAAAAAUUGGAGAACAUACUCAAGAUCUGUCUCAUGGUCCGAACGCAGAAAAUCCAGUUCGGGCCCGCAAUGGAACAGCAAAGCCCGUGCUUGCUUGCCCCCACUCCAGCCUCUCUCCAUAAUCCGGCCCACUAUCGAGGACUGGCCCAAGGCUGGCUCGGAUGACCUCGGGGUGUGGCCCAACCCCCCUACCCCCGGUGCAAAACCCCACUCCUCCACCCCACGUGAGAACCCAGCUCCCGAUAGAGAAUUCGAGUGCAGAAAGGACAAGCUCGCCUUUUUCGACAAGGAAUGUUCUAGAAUCUUGAACCAUAUCUACUUAGGCAGUGAUGCUGUUGCGAAAAACCGUGAAACCCUCUUAAAAAACGGGAUAACCCACGUGCUCAACUGCGUCGGGUUCAGCUGCCCCGAGUAUUUUAAAAACGAGCUCGUGUACAAGACCCUUUGGCUGCAGGACUGCCCGUCCGAGGACAUCACGAGCAUUCUGUACGAUGUAUUUGAUUAUUUCGAGGAUGUCCGAGAACAGGGAGGACGCGUGUUCGUCCACUGUUGUCACGGAGUUUCUCGCUCGACUUCGCUCGUCAUAGCCUAUCUCAUGUGGAGAGAAGGUAAAAGCUUCGACGAUGCGUUUGAGUUCGUAAAAAUGGCUCGGGGCGUGACGAAUCCCAACGUGGGCUUCGCGUGCCAGCUUUUGCAGUGUCAGAAGCGGGUCCACGCUCAGCCCGCAAGCCCGACUUCUCUACUCAAGAUGUACCGAAUUGCACCCCAUUCUCCGUACGACCCGCUUCAUCUCGUCCCGAAAAUGCUGUCCGAACCUGGGCCGGGGAAGCUUGACUCACGUGGGGCUUUUAUCGUUCACGUGCCAUCCGGUUUAUUCGUCUGGAUCGGGAAGUGCUGCCCGCCCGUGAUGUCUGAAAAGGGGUUCUCAGCUGCUUUGCAGUUCAUUCGUUACGAACGGGCCAAAGGCCCGGUCGUAACUGUUAAAGAAGGUGAGGAGAGUUUCGAAUUUUGGGAGGCUUUCUGUUUUACAAAUGGUUUAAAAGAAAAGGAUGCGGCUAAUGAGAAAAAACUCGACGAGUACGAUUUGGAUUUUGAUAUCUUCCAGAGGGCGCUUUCUGGAGGAGUCGUGCCGCCUUUUCCUUUGGCGGAGGUGGGGCCCGAGACGUGCCUUCCAGUUCGGGAGAACGGUUGGAACAGACUAAGGGCAAUUGCUAUUCGUAAGGAAAUCGAGGAAAAUGUUUCUGGUGGCCUGCUGCGUGAUUCUCCAGAUUCAUUGGCUUCCUCUUAUGUGACGAGCAGAAGCAGUCCAUGCUGGCCGAAAAGUAACCUGACUCGUUCGCAGUCAUUGAAUCUAGUAGAAUCUUUUUCUUCCCUUUUGGUUAACAAGCCCCUGUCUAGCUCGACUUCACCAUCGGCUUCCCCUUCGACUUCAGACUAUUCGAGUUCUUUCACAGUUUCGCCAGCUUCUUCAGAUUUAUCGUUCGUAUCCGCACAAUCUUCGCCUUACGUAACUGAAUCUAAAGACGAGGGAUCUUUGGAUGAAAGUAUGUGCUUUGGUGGUAAUAUUGUGAAUUCGCCGCCGCCACCGAAAGAAAAAGAUGCGUUCGCUUGCCGUGUUUUGAAAGCUGUCGGUUUGUGCUCGACUUUACCUUUGCUCUCCGAGCGUAGGGGGAUGAUCUUGCUGCCGUCUAUCGACGAGGCCUGCCAAGUUUCAGAAAACUCGACGAGAUAUUCGGGUGAUGAUGACGUGGCGAAGGGGCGCGAGUACGUUAACUUUGUUCCCGAGGGGUCUUUUCAGAAAAAAAAGGAAGAAGGGCCCGUUAUGGAUGCAAAUUGCCGUGCGGUUGAUGAAAAAGGUGUAGAUUCGGCUGCGAGAUGA